Messenger RNA from Rhododendron vialii, 2559 nucleotides. RefSeq lists its product as uncharacterized. Gene Ontology annotation, molecular function: zinc ion binding. The coding region runs from base 241 to 2559 and encodes 772 amino acids. NCBI's taxonomy places the organism in Eukaryota, Viridiplantae, Streptophyta, Magnoliopsida, Ericales, Ericaceae. The transcript has 3 exons. The record is from RefSeq and is a predicted model, not a curated record.
UUGACGGAGAGAGAAGACAGAUAGAGAGAGAGAGAGAGCGCGAUCGCGAUCGCGAUCGUGAGAGCGAUUUCGAGAGAGAGAUAUCGAGAUCUAGGGAGAGAUUGCGAUAGAGAGAACGAUUGAUGUCUAGCUUGAGCGAUUGAUGUUCGAUUGAGAGGAGGAAUUGCGUUGGAUUGAGAUUCAAUCGAUCUGUUGAGGUAUUUUUGAGUAUGUUGUUAGAUUUGAUUAGUUAUUCAGUUGAUGUACUUUUCAUUUAGUAGUGAUGUAUGUUGCUUUGUGAUUCGUUGUAGCUUUGUGGUGCGUGAGGAGAUGCAGGUUGAUGGAGUCGAGCAGAUGAGGGAAACGGAGAAUUCGUUGAUUUUGUUUUGUAAAUACAAUGGAUUGUGUGCUGGAAUAAAGUUGUCUCGGUCGUCGAGAAUUGGAGAUUUUAUGAAGAUAUUGUGUGGCAAGUUUAGUGAGUUGAGAAGACACUCAUUGCAACUCUUUUAUGCUAUACGUGAUCAUCCUAGUACCAUGUUAUAUAAUGAUGAAGAUUUGGAGGUGAUGUUUGCUGUAGCUGAUAGUAUUGGAUUGAAUUGCAUUGAAGUUACAGUAGUAGAUAGUCGUGGUUUUGAUAGUGGUAUUAGUGGGUGUGCUGUUGAUGUUGGUGCUAAUAGUAGUGGGGUUUUCGAUAGUGGUGGUGCUAGCACUAGUAAGGGCAUUUGUUUCAGUGGGCAAGGGUUAGUCGGUUGUCGGUUGGAAUCAAUGGAAUAUGUAGGUAAAGAGGAUGAUUUGGGAGCUAUGUUUUGCCCGCAUCAGCAUCGGCCAAGGUUGUCGGACGCGUGGAAAGAGCUUAUUAAAAGUGUUGGUCAGUUGUUUGUCGGGGGUUCGGAAGGUUUUCGUGAUGCAUUGCGGAAAUAUUCAAUUGUUCAUUCUUUUGAGUUUGACUUUGUAAAGAAUGAAACAGAGAGAGUGACUGCAGUUUGUAAGGUAAAAUCUUGCAAGUGGAAUAUCCAUGCUAGACUUGACAAGGUCAGUGGUUGCUUUUACAUCAAAAGGUAUUAUAAUGUUCAUUGUUGUGGUGUUGCUGGGCGUACGACAAAGAACUGUCAUGCUAAUUCAUCUCUGAUUAGUCAAUUGAUAAAGGAUGAUGUUCGAGACAAGUCAAAGAAACGUCCUGUUGAUGUUGUUGAUGAUUUGAAGGAGUAUUAUGGGGUGGAUGUGUCAUAUAAUCGUGCUUGGUUAGCUGUCCAGAAAGCCAAGUCAAGUGCAUUUGGAGAUUAUUCAGAUUCUUUUAAUCAACUGCAAUGGUAUCGUAAUGUUGUUCUGAAUUCGGAUCCUACAAGUGUUUUUGAUGUUGAGUGGGAUCAAACCACAAAUCGUUUUUUGAGGUUGUUUGUAGCAUUUGAUGCAUGUGUACAAGGAUUUAAGCACUGCAGGCCUGUUUUAUCCGUUGACGCAACGUUCUUGAAGGCAAGGCAUAUGGGAUGCUUGAUGUCUGCUUCAGCUAAAGAUGGUAAUGCAGGUCUAUUUCCAUUGUGCUUUGGUGUGGUUGAUUCUGAGAAUAAUGAUAAUUGGCUUUGGUUUAUGGAGAAGUUGCAUGGUAUUUUGGAUGAAGACAGAAGGGUUUUUGUUUUUAUAUCUGACCGUCACAGAGGAAUAAAAGAGGGUAUUGCUAAGGUGUUUCCUUCAAGCUUUCAUGCUUACUGUCUCUAUCAUUUGAAGGGUAACUUGCGUACUGCUUUGGCGUCCACAAAUGUCAAGUAUAAAGAGAGUUUGAUCAGAGUGUUUUCAAAAUGUGCUUAUGCUCCCACUGUGGCAAAGUUUAAUCAGCAUAUGGGUAAUUUGCUGAAACACGGUGGUGCAGCUGUUGUUCAUUUUCUGUCGGAGUUGCCUAAUGAGCGCUGGGCAAAUGUUUUUUUCCCGGGGCAACGUUAUGGAGCAAUGUCCUCUAGUCUAGCUGAGUGCUUUAACUCAUGGAUAUUGAAAGAGCGUGAAUUGCCCGUGGUGGAUAUGGUUGAUCGUAUAAGGAAGAAGAUGAUGAAAUCAAUGUGUUUGAGGAGAGAAAGGGCAAGUAAAUGGGAUCAGGUGAUUUGUCCUUAUGGGGAGUCUCGGUUGGAGAAGUUAUAUGAUUUAGUUAAAACAUGGAAAGUGAUUCCUUCAAGUGCUGAUAUAUUUGAAGUUGACACGGAUCCGUCUGUAUGUGUUGAUAUUGGGAGGCGUACAUGCAGUUGUUGUUGGUGGCAGUUGAAUGGAUUCCCUUGUUGCCACGCUGUCUGUGCUAUCAAAUAUAGUGGUAAGGAUUUGAACUUGUAUGUAGAGCGUUUUUUUCAUGUUGAGAGUUAUCGUCAGGUGUAUUCAAAACCAAUUUACCCAGUUGCGUCAUUGUUGAAAGGUGAUGUGGUUGAUUGUGGUACUAGUAUUCUGCCACCAUUGUCAAAAAAGCCUCCAGGGCGGCCUAAGAAGAAGAGGAUUCGUUCGAAUGGGGAGAAGGUUAGAGAAAUGAAGUGUGGUAGGUGUGGGAAGAUGGGGAAUCAUAAUAAACUUACUUGUAAGGAGGAUUUGAGGCCUGGUUUUUAG